UUGCAGCAAACAUCCAACGGCCACGCGGAGCCGCGCCCGUGGGCCAUGGAUGAUGCAUGCAAGCCGCGAGUGGUGAAGGAUCCAGCGCAAACCAAGCCGGAGGGCUGGACACGCUUCGUUUGCUUCAGCGAUACGCACGGCUUCCAUGGUCGCAUUCCGGAGUACCAUCAACCCGCCGCAGAUGUGCUUCUCCAUGCAGGCGACUUCACCAUGCAAGGCGAAAUAGCGAAGGUACAGAGCUUUGCCGAGUGGUUGAAGGCCUACCCCGCCCGGGAGAAGCUGGUCAUUGCAGGAAACCACGAUCUCAGCUUCGACCCGGCCUAUUGUCUCUCGCAUAUGCAGAAGACCUCCAUGUGUGAAGAGGCGAAAGCAGCACUGGAAGGCAGUUGUCGAUACCUGGAAGAUGAGAUGGUGGAAGUUCUAGGGUAUCACAUUUAUGGCUCACCCUGGCAGCCUGAGUUCUGCUCCUGGGCCUUUGGCUUACCACGUGGGGAGCCGCUCGCGCAGGUUUGGGAGAAGAUGCCGGACCGUGUGGACGUUCUCAUGACCCACGGCCCAGCUCACUGUAUCCUGGACUUGUGCUCAAGUGGCAUCCAUGCCGGCUGUGAAGAGCUGUUGAAAGCCAUCAGGCCUAUGGCGUUGAAGAAGUUGGGAAGACACUCUUCCUGAACGCCUCCACAUGCACGUUGUCCUACAGGCCGACGAACCGCCCCUUGCUCCUGGACCUGCCACCACCUGAGCUCCUCCACGCGGUAGACCGAGUAGACCAAGACGUGGAGG
Durusdinium trenchii is the source of this 780-nucleotide messenger RNA. Lineage: Eukaryota; Dinophyceae; Suessiales; Symbiodiniaceae. The record is from the annotation of a GenBank genome assembly.